Ambispora gerdemannii is the source of this 1008-nucleotide messenger RNA. Lineage: Eukaryota; Fungi; Glomeromycota; Glomeromycetes; Archaeosporales; Ambisporaceae. The record is from the annotation of a GenBank genome assembly.
AUGGCACUCUCCAAAGAACCUCAACAAACGAACAGAUUCUCAAAAUACACGUGGACAAUACCAGACAUCAUACGACCCAGAAUACAAAGUGAUAUUUUCUACGUAGAUGGCGGAAGUGACAGCAAACAAUUCACAAUGUGGCGAAUUUUGGUAAAAAAAUACCCGUAUUUUGAAGACUAUGCAAUCAAUGAAAUCAAGAUUGCUCUUGAACCAAUUCGCACUCUCGAGGAGAUAAAUAGCAACAUUUUUUCAAGGGGGCUGUCAUACGAAAUCAGAGCUUUUGAUGAAGACACAGGUGUAAUGUUGGGAAAUAUCAGAAAACAAGAGCAAUGGUUUGACCUUGCAACGGAUCCACAUUACGAGACCAUUAUCACGGAAACUCGUGUCCCCUCGAUAAAAUUGAAAUUAAUCAUUUAUCACAAGAAUGACCAAAACAACCUUGAACGAAUCCAAGCUGAUCCUGAAAUUUACGUUGCAAGCCAUUUCAACAAUCAAAAGUUUGCUGACAUCGAGUUCGUCUUUGAGCACGGCAACAAAAUCUAUGCUCAUAAAUUGAUCCUUGCUGCGAAUUCCCAUUAUUUCGAUAAGAUGUUUAACGGAGAAUGGGAAGAAUCAAAAGCAAAACAAAUCCCUGUGAAUCAUGUUUCCUUUGAAACGUUUUACGCGCUCGUUCAAUUUCUUUAUACGAAAAAUUUGCCGGAAACUAUUUCAAGUCAAACUCUUCUUUUUGAGCUAUACUCGGAGGCACACAUCCAUGCUAUCCCUGCGCUUCUGAAAGCAGUCAGCAAACGCUUGAGGGAAUCUGUUAAUAAAGAAAAUUGGGAUUCAUUAUUUAUGCUUGCGAGGAAAUAUGAUGAUUAUGAAUUGAAAGCUGCAACCUUGCGUUGUUGCAUUAUGAAUUGGAGUGAAGCCGUUGAUGAAUUGAAGUUGAAGAACAUCUUGGAGGAUGAAGGAAUUGACGGUCUUGAUGAACUUUUUCGCACAAAGAAUUUAGGAGUUGGAAUUUGA